AUGCCACCAACGAACCAAGAGCUCUCCCUCCUUAUAAACCCUCUCGUCCCAGAAUCAGUCGCACAUAACACCCGCACGCUCUCGAACAUCCAUUCCAUCACUUCCUUCCUGCUCGGCCUAGCCGCUGGCAUCCUCGGCCUCCAGUCCUCCGGCGGGUUUAUAUUCUAUCUUCUCGGCACACUAUUCGUCUCGUUUCUCUUCCAUGCGUUGCUGAUCGGGUUCGACGGUAAGCGAACGAGUGGUGGGUUCGGUGUUGGUGCGUAUUUCCCCGGGAGCGGAGAGAUUGUUGGUCAGGGGAAAGGAUUGAGGAGACGAGGGGCGUGGAGAGAUGUUUGGCUCAGUGGCGGCGUGUCUGGGGAAGCGUUGAGCGGAUUCGUGCUGGGAUGGGCGGGGGUUGGAGGUGUGUUAAGAUGA
Messenger RNA from Coccidioides posadasii C735 delta SOWgp, 414 nucleotides. RefSeq lists its product as uncharacterized. Gene Ontology annotation, biological process: autophagosome assembly; protein folding in endoplasmic reticulum. The record is from RefSeq and is a predicted model, not a curated record. Gene Ontology annotation, cellular component: membrane; endoplasmic reticulum; EMC complex. Lineage: Eukaryota; Fungi; Ascomycota; Eurotiomycetes; Onygenales; Onygenaceae.